Musa acuminata AAA Group (dessert banana) is the source of this 792-nucleotide messenger RNA. RefSeq names its product L-ascorbate peroxidase S, chloroplastic/mitochondrial-like. Bases 1 to 792 code for a protein of 263 amino acids. Gene Ontology annotation, biological process: hydrogen peroxide catabolic process; cellular response to oxidative stress; response to reactive oxygen species. The record is from RefSeq and is a predicted model, not a curated record. Lineage: Eukaryota; Viridiplantae; Streptophyta; Magnoliopsida; Zingiberales; Musaceae. Gene Ontology annotation, molecular function: peroxidase activity; heme binding. The transcript has 8 exons.
AUGCUGGUGAGAGCACGAGUACAAACUCAUGGUUUUGGUAUGAUUGCACAGGUCCGUUUGGGUUGGCAUGAUGCUGGCACAUACAAUAAAAAUAUUGAGGAAUGGCCAAGGCGAGGCGGAGCUAAUGGAAGCGUGCGAUUUGACAAAGAAUUGAAACAUGCAGCCAAUGCUGGCCUAGUAAAUGCUUUAAAGCUUCUUCAGCCUGUCAAGGACAAGUAUUCAGGUGUUACAUAUGCAGAUUUAUUCCAAUUAGCCAGUGCUACAGCUGUUGAGGAAGCUGGUGGCCCCAAAAUCCCAAUGAAGUAUGGUAGGGUAGAUGCCUCUGGACCUGAACAGUGCCCUGAGGAAGGGAGGCUUCCUGCUGCUGGGACACCUUCACCAGCAUCUCAUUUAAGGGACAUAUUCUACAGAAUGGGUCUAAGUGACAAGGAUAUUGUUGCAUUGUCUGGCGCACAUACUCUAGGUAGGGCCAGUCCGGAACGUAGUGGUUGGGGAAAACCAGAAACAAAAUAUACGAAAGAUGGCCCUGGUAGACCUGGUGGACAGUCAUGGACGCCGCAAUGGCUGAAAUUUGAUAAUAGCUACUUCAAGGAAAUCAAAGAGCGAAGAGAUGCAGAUCUGCUAGUUUUGCCCACAGAUGCUUCUUUAUUUGAAGAUCCAUCCUUCAAGGUAUAUGCUGAGAAAUACGCGGUUGACCAGGAUGCAUUUUUCAAAGAUUAUGCUGAAUCACAUGCAAAACUCAGCAACCAAGGUGCCAAGUUUGAUCCUCCGGAGGUUGGUGAUUCGACCUAA